ACAAAUUUUCUCCUCCAUAGCAACGAGAGACUUGCAGCUUUCAUACUAUGUCGACUUCUCAAGCAAUUAAAAGCAAAAACGUUGGGUACACUCAUUUUGUAUCACUUCCAUUGACCUUGCCGGAUGAAAUGGUCACCAAGCUCAACAACUUUAAGAAUUCAGCUCUUCAAACUAAUAAAGGUUUGGGAAUUGACAAGUCCAUUUUUAUUAAGCCAAAUACAUUACACUUGACUGUGCAAAUGCUGAAGCUUUGGAAUACUGAUCGAAUUGAAGCUGCUGCUGACGUUUUGCGGAGGGUCUCACCAAAAGUAAUGGAUGCUUUGGAGCGACGACCUGUAUAUAUAAGACUGAAGGGAUUGGAAUGCAUGCCAGAUAGAGGUACUCCACCAAAAGCUUAUGUUGUACAUGCUCCUCUGGAAGUAAUUGGUGGUGGUAUAGACAGACUUAAACGUGCUUGUCGGGUGAUAAUAGAUGCGUUCAUUGAAGCUGGUCUUGUUCUUGAAAAGGAUGCAAACCGUGGGUUACUGUUGCAUGCCACACUAAUGAAUGCGGGAAAUAGUAAAAGCAGUAAAACAUCAGGAAAAACUGAGCCCUUUGAUGCACGAACAAUUUUUGCUCAAUAUGGCUCAGAAGAGUGGGGAGAGUGUUAUAUCCGUGAAGCUCAUCUUUCACAAAGGUUUGUCUACGAUGGCAAUGGUUAUUUCCAUUGCUGUGCUUCCAUCCCAUUUCCUGAAGAAAAGCAGGGUGCGUUUCCUAUGAUGAAAAACUCUUUUCAGAAAAUGUUUUCUACGGCAAAAUAAGUGAUUCUCUCACAUUUUCUGGUGUGUGUAAAUUGUAGUUCAUAUAUGCUAUUAUAAUAAAUUGUUUGAUGGGUCGAUGACAUUAUAUACAGUUUCUUAAUUAGUUAGUACUUAUUUGGACGCUAUCUACAGCUUUUCGGAUGGUUAUUACUUGUUACCCAUGUAUUCUGUUGUACUAGCUUAAAUACAACAUAAGUAUAUUGUAUUGCAUGAUUAAAUUUGUUAUGUAACAACUAAAAGACUCAUUUGAUGCAACAAGUAGUAUGAUGUUGUUCGAUUCAAUUGUUAUAUGUUACUCUUUUCCAUCA
This is a messenger RNA of Solanum verrucosum, 1108 nucleotides long. RefSeq lists its product as uncharacterized. The transcript is spliced from 8 exons. The coding region runs from base 48 to 800 and encodes 250 amino acids. Lineage: Eukaryota; Viridiplantae; Streptophyta; Magnoliopsida; Solanales; Solanaceae. The record is from RefSeq and is a predicted model, not a curated record. Gene Ontology annotation, cellular component: nucleus. Gene Ontology annotation, biological process: DNA alkylation repair; regulation of DNA-templated transcription.